Messenger RNA from Pungitius pungitius (ninespine stickleback), 1642 nucleotides. It is a transcript of the gene wdr5, whose product is annotated as WD repeat domain 5. Gene Ontology annotation, biological process: transcription initiation at RNA polymerase II promoter. NCBI's taxonomy places the organism in Eukaryota, Metazoa, Chordata, Actinopteri, Perciformes, Gasterosteidae. Gene Ontology annotation, cellular component: transcription factor TFIID complex. Gene Ontology annotation, molecular function: RNA polymerase II general transcription initiation factor activity; protein binding. The record is from RefSeq and is a predicted model, not a curated record. Bases 203 to 1204 code for a protein of 333 amino acids. The transcript has 14 exons.
ACGCACCACAUUCCCCGCUUCUCCUUAGCUUCUCCUCGUAGACGAGCACCCAGCAGCAAGCCUAUUGAUAAAUGUCCCUCCAAUGGUCGUCUGAAUAAAAACGACACGCAUUUCUCCCUCCAAUCUUUACGAGGAGUAACAAUCGGACCGCGACGCUGCAUUAAAUCCCUGAUCGUGCUCAAUAGAUGCUCAUUUCCUCACCAUGGCAACGGAAGACAAGAAACCAGAGACCGACACAAAACCUCCUGUUGUUCCAUCAGCGUCUGCCAGUCAAAGCAAGUCUGCGCCCGCCAAGCCCAACUACAGUCUGAAGUUCACACUAGCAGGCCACACCAAGGCCGUCUCCUCCGUCAAAUUCAGUCCCAGCGGAGAGUGGCUCGCCAGCUCCUCCGCUGAUAAACUCAUCAAAAUCUGGGGAGCGUACGACGGCAAGUUUGAGAAAACCAUAUCGGGACACAAGCUGGGCAUAUCCGACGUGGCCUGGUCCUCCGACUCCAACCUGCUGGUGUCCGCCUCCGACGACAAAACCCUCAAGAUCUGGGACGUCAGCUCGGGGAAAGGCUUAAAAACUCUUAAAGGUCACAGCAACUACGUGUUCUGCUGCAACUUCAACCCUCAGUCCAAUCUCAUUGUGUCCGGAUCGUUCGAUGAGAGUGUAAGGAUAUGGGACGUGAAGACCGGGAAGUGUUUGAAAACUUUGCCCGCUCACUCCGACCCGGUCUCGGCUGUCCACUUCAACAGAGACGGCUCGCUGAUCGUCUCCAGCAGCUACGACGGGCUUUGCCGGAUCUGGGACACGGCAUCGGGGCAGUGUUUGAAGACCCUCAUAGAUGACGACAACCCUCCCGUGUCCUUUGUGAAGUUCUCCCCCAACGGGAAAUACAUCCUGGCCGCCACGCUGGACAACACGCUGAAGCUGUGGGACUACAGCAAAGGAAAGUGCUUGAAAACGUACACCGGCCACAAAAAUGAGAAGUACUGCAUAUUUGCAAACUUCUCCGUCACCGGCGGAAAGUGGAUCGUGUCCGGCUCCGAGGACAACAUGGUUUAUAUCUGGAACCUACAGACCAAGGAAAUUGUGCAGAAACUCCAGAGCCACACAGACGUCGUCAUCUCGACCGCCUGCCACCCGACGGAGAACAUCAUCGCGUCCGCAGCUUUAGAAAACGACAAAACCAUCAAGCUAUGGAGAAGCGACUGCUAAGCUCCUGUUUCGGGAUUCUUUUGGGCCAUUCAACUUUUUUUUUUUUUUCUGUUGUUUUGUUGAACAACAGAAACGCUUGACUUUUUUUUUCCCCCCUCGUACGGCGCUCCCGUGAGACGCAGAGGGAUUGAGACCCGUCGACCACACGCAAUUUCCCCCGAGCCCCCAUGUGGGGUGUUCUACACGUCACAUUAGUUCUGCUGAAGUUGGAGACUUUCUUUUAGUUAAACAGUGAUGCUGUGUUCUGGUGCUUCAGUAUUUUUGACACUGCAUUAAACUCCCACCUCCCCCCCGAUGUUACAGCUCCCUACCGACCCGCGCUCAUUUGGCCUUUUAACGAAUCAUUUGUGUUUAUUUUUUUUUAGUAACUGUCAUAAUGACUUGAAGUGAAGUGACUUUAACAUCAAGCUUCAGGUAUUAAAAACAAAACCAAGACUU